Messenger RNA from Habropoda laboriosa, 435 nucleotides. RefSeq names its product ribonuclease P protein subunit rpr2 (gene Rpp21). The transcript has 4 exons. The record is from RefSeq and is a predicted model, not a curated record. Gene Ontology annotation, biological process: tRNA processing. Bases 1 to 435 code for a protein of 144 amino acids. Lineage: Eukaryota; Metazoa; Arthropoda; Insecta; Hymenoptera; Apidae. Gene Ontology annotation, cellular component: nucleolar ribonuclease P complex.
AUGGAUACAGAUACAAAAUUAUGCCAAGGUAAAGACGUUUUUGAAAAGAUGAAUUAUUUAUACCAGGCAAGUUAUUUAAUGGCAUUGAAAAAUAGGGUAGUAUCAUCAUAUUAUGGUAAUAUAAUGGUUGGAUGUGGAAAAAAAUCUGUUUUACGAAUAGAGUCUGAUAUCAAAAGGACAAUUUGUAAAUGCUGUCAGUCUCCACUUAUUCCUGGUGAAACAGCAAGAGUACGCUUAGUAUCAAAACCAGUAAAAAGUGUAAAAUGGACAUGUUUAACAUGUUUAAGUGUUAAAAGAUUUCCUACAAAAAAAGGUUAUAAAUUAUGGAUUGAACAACCUUCUUCUACAAUUCAAAUAUUUAAUUAUACAUCAAAAUUAAAAGAUGAUAAACCUAAUAUUGUCAUAGAAGAGAAGAAUUUAUGUAAAGGUAAAUAA